Messenger RNA from Halteromyces radiatus, 892 nucleotides. RefSeq lists its product as uncharacterized. The transcript has 5 exons. The record is from RefSeq and is a predicted model, not a curated record. Gene Ontology annotation, molecular function: NADPH binding; 6,7-dihydropteridine reductase activity; NADH binding. Gene Ontology annotation, biological process: L-phenylalanine catabolic process; tetrahydrobiopterin biosynthetic process. The coding region runs from base 77 to 682 and encodes 201 amino acids. NCBI's taxonomy places the organism in Eukaryota, Fungi, Mucoromycota, Mucoromycetes, Mucorales, Cunninghamellaceae. Gene Ontology annotation, cellular component: cytoplasm.
GGUUCUUUUUUUUUCUUUCUUUUUCUUUUUCCUUUUUUUUUUCACUGACUUCUUAUUCUUCAAUUUACAAAUAACAAUGAACACUCUUGCUGUAUAUGGUGGUGCUGGUGCUUUAGGACGUUCUUUGGUAUCUUACUUUAAAAACAAAGGCUUCCGCGUUGUUAGUAUCGAUCUUGUUGAAAAUAAGGAAGCUGAUGCAAAUACUAUUACUGAUGUCAAUCAUUCUUUGGAAGAACAAGGCAACUUUGUGAAAAAAUCCUUGGAUGGCGUCUUAAAUGGUACUCAACUUGCUGCUAUUUUCUGUGUUGCUGGAGGUUGGGCUGGUGGAAAUGCUGCUGGUGAAGGAUUCUUGAAAUCUGCAGAAUUGAUGAUCAAACAAAGUGUCAAUUCAUCCUUGGUUGCUGCUCAUGUUGCUGCUCAUCAUUUAAAAGCUGGUGGAUUAUUGACUUUGACUGGUGCAUUGGCUGCAGUGGAUGCUACACCUGGGAUGAUUGGUUAUGGUGUUGCCAAAGCGGCUGUUCAUCAUCUUACGAAAGAUUUAGCCCAAAAGAAUGGGGGAUUGCCUCUAGAUGCGAAAGUGAUUGCUAUUUGCCCUGUCACUAUUGAUACCCCCAUGAACCGUAAACAUAUGCCCACUGCUGAUUUCACUUCUUGGACCUCUCCUGAUGAUAUUGCAAAGUAAGUUAUUAUAUAUAAAAGAAAGAAAAAAAAGACUAUAUUUGUUAUACUGAUAACAUAUUAUUAGGCAAUUGGAUGGAUAUUUGUCUGGAUCGAUCAAGGUCAAUAGUGGAAAAUUGAUCAGUGUAGUUACCAAGGGAAAUCAAACUACUUUUAGUGAAUUGUAGAAUCGUCAUUUUUAAUAAAACCUUUAUGAGUGGUUUUUUUUUUUUUU